Messenger RNA from Dermatophagoides farinae (American house dust mite), 2996 nucleotides. The record is from RefSeq and is a predicted model, not a curated record. NCBI's taxonomy places the organism in Eukaryota, Metazoa, Arthropoda, Arachnida, Sarcoptiformes, Pyroglyphidae.
AUCAUCAUCAUCAUCGACGACGACGACCAUUAUAAUCAUCAUUAUCAUUAACGUUGCGAACAAUCACCGUUAUUAUCAUCUGAAAAAAAAAUCAAACCAUCACCUGAUUUACAAAUUUUUCAAUUCAUCCAAAUAUCUAUCUAUCACACUAAUAAAUCAAGUGGAAAAAAAUAUAAUGUCAAAUUAUCGAAAAUCGAUAGAUUCGUCCGUCGUUUUUAAAAAUCAGAAUAAUUUUGCUAUUGAUCAACAUAAUAAAAAUGAUGAUGAUGAUAAUAAGAAUAAGAAUAUUGAUGAUGAUGAUGAUGAUAAUGAAUUAACAUCCUGUGGUAUUGGUUCUUGGCGUCCAAAAUGGUUGCAAAUAUUUUCCAAUCCAAUAUUUUUUCUUAUCAAUCUAUCAUUGGUUGGUAUUAUACAAAGUAUGAAUGGACCGAUAUUUUUUUCCACAAUGAGUACAUUGGAAAAACGUUAUGCAUUCGAUUCAAGAAUUUCUGGAAUCAUUUUGAUUGCUGAUAAUAUUUCACAAUUUAUGUUAAGUCCAAUUGUUGGCUAUAUUGCCGUACGUUUUAAUCGUGCACGAUUGAUUGCAUUCAGUGAAAUGUUUUUGGCAUUCUCAUGUUUCUUAACAGCUAUGCCAUAUUUUAUCUAUGGACCGGCCGAAUUAUUUGUACAUAAUGGGAAUAAUAAUAAUAUGACCAUUGCUGCUAAUAAUAAUUGGUCUUUGAAUAUUUCAAAUACAACAACAACAACAACAACAACGUCAACAAUACCAAUAUUGGCUGGUCCUUCAAUGUUUCAAAAUCGUAAACCAUUCGAAUUGUGUUCAGAUGAUAAUGCAGAAAUGAAUGAAAUGAAAUGUACAAAUAAUCGUGGUCAUACAAAAUGGUUGGCUGUGGUGAUUUUAUUUUUCGGUAGUUUUUUCAGAGGUAUUGGUUUUACCUGUUUUUUUGUCAUCGGUUUUCCUUAUCUGGAUGAUAAUGUUGGCAAGAAAAAUUCUCCAAUGUAUAUGAGCAUCAUACAAGCCAUACGAUUGAUUGGUCCGGCUAGUGGUUAUUUAUUGUCAUCAUUUUGUUUGAGAUUUUUUGAAAAUCCUUUUGUUGAUCCGGGAAUCACACGAAAAGAUCCACGUUUUGUCGGUGCAUGGUGGCUUGCAUUCUGUAUCGUUGGUGUUUUAUUAUUUAUUGCAACAUUACCAUUGUUUUUGUUUCCGGCACAAUUAAAAAAUGCAUCUGUAAAAGCAGAUAAAAUGAAAAAGAAAAUGAAAGCAGCCGGUGGUAGUAUACAGGCAUUGAAACGUUUUCUUACAAAUCCGGUUAUCAUGCUAUAUCUAGCCGGUAGUAUAUUCCGUUAUAUCGGUAUCGGUGGAUAUAUUAUGUUGAAAACAAAAUAUAUUGAAUCACAAUUUCGACAAUCAUCAUCAUCGGCCAGUUUUAUAACCGGUACAACAUCGAUCAUGCCAAUGGCCAUCGGUAUAUUGCUUGGCGGUGCAAUUAUCUCAUUGUUUCGACCGUCCACUCAUUUUAUAUUGAUCUAUGUGUUCAUUGUUGAAGGUUUAUCAAUUUUCACACUUGGUUCCGGAAUGUUUUUGGGCUGUGAUCCACUGAAGAUUGAUGGUCAUUAUGAUUCAAUGGGGAGAUUCGCAUUGAAUGCUCCAUGUAAUCAGCAUUGUUCAUGUACAGUUAGUUCAUUUUCACCGGUUUGUGGUGCCGAUGGACGUACAACAUAUUUUUCACCUUGUUAUGCUGGCUGUAGACAAAUGUUUGAUUCGAAUCAAACACUUACCGAUUGUUCAUGUGUAAACGAUGUAAAUAGUCAAGCAACAAUCGGUUAUUGUCAAAGUGAUGUUGAUAAUUGUACGAAUUUAUUUACCUAUCUAAUUGUUGUACUUUGUGGUGCUAUCGUAUCAUCUACUGCUCGUACUGCUAAUGCAUUGAUUUCAUUCCGAUCAGUCGAACCAAUGGAUAAAGGAUUCACAAUGGGUGCUGCAUCAUCAUUCAUGGCCAUUUUGGCAUUCAUCCCAUAUCCAUUAAUAUUUGGUAGUAUUGCCGAUGCUGCUUGUUUAGUUUGGGAAUCAAGUUGUGGUAAAACAGGAAAUUGUUGGCUAUAUGAUCAAGAGAAAUUCCGUUAUUAUUUUCAUGGUGCAUGCGUAUUUUUCAUGGCACUUGGCAGCAUAUUUGAUUUUAUAAUGAUAUUCUUUGCUGAUCGAAUCAAAAAUUUUUAUGAUGAUGAUGAUGAUAACGACAAUGACAAUGGUGUUAAUGUCAAAAAUAAUAUUGAUCAAGAACGACAACCACGACCAACAACAAUAAUCAAUGAAAAAAUGGGCAAACAAUUAUCCAUAAAUUUUAUACAUCAAACUGAAAUGUGUGAUUAUAAUAAUCAUCAUCAUAUAGAAAAAAAAUGAUGAUAAUAAUAAUAAUAUGCAUAACAAGAACAAAAACACCGCCAAAAACAACAUCAAGAAUAUUCUUGUCAAAAGUUAAAUGCUGACAAAUGAUAAUAGCACCUCGUUUAUAUAAUAUAUAUUACAAAUACACAUGCAGAGCAGAUGAGAUUCUUCAUAUUUUUUCUAUCAUCAUUAUUAUUAUUAUUUGAUCGAUCGAUUCUUUUUGAACAAGAAUCAGAAUUCGAAUCAUGCCAAUACAUUCAAAUUCAUCAUCAUCAUCAUCAUCACCGUUGAACAUCGAUCCAUUCAUCUGCAACAUACAAGCAUACACAUUUAGAAUGUCUGUCUUUCUUCUUUUUUUUUAACAUAUGGAAUUUUUUCUAUCUAUCUUCUCCUUUCUUUUUCUAUGCAAUGUUUUAUUAUUUAAUAUUUUUUAUUAUAUAACAAAGACAAAGAAUACCGCCAUGUACACCAACCCCAACGACCAACAUAUUUUCACAUUUUCCACACCCAUCCAUCCAUCCAUCCAUCCAUUGGUCUAUUCAUAAAUUAUAAAUCGACAAAUUUUUUUUUCUUUUUUUAAUAAUCAAUAAAAAUUGGCUCAAAUAGUAAA